AUGACAUUCACAAGUCUUCUUGCUGACGAAUUAGGCCCAAACCUUGCUGGAAAAUUAUUAUCAAUGGAUUUCGAUCAACCAGUUUCUUUUAUGAUUGGUGAAACAUCGCAUGAAAUUUUAACCAAAAUUCAACAAACAUUUAGUCGUCAAAUCUGUGGUAAAAACAUAUGUGAUGAUCAUUGUGUAUCAUGUUCAUUAAGUCCACCAAUUUAUGCAAAAUUAAUUUGGUUUGUUCAACGAUUACUUUUAAUGAGUCCAUUACACAAACCUUUUAUUCAACAAAUAUCAUUAAAAGAUGAAAAUUUAUCAUCUAUAAAAGAUAAAGCGGCAACAAAUGAUAAUCAUAUGGAAAAAAAUGAUGAGAGAAUAUUGACUAAAGUAAGUUUUUAA
Messenger RNA from Rotaria socialis, 390 nucleotides. The record is from the annotation of a GenBank genome assembly. Lineage: Eukaryota; Metazoa; Rotifera; Eurotatoria; Philodinida; Philodinidae.